This is a messenger RNA of Rotaria socialis, 4227 nucleotides long. Lineage: Eukaryota; Metazoa; Rotifera; Eurotatoria; Philodinida; Philodinidae. The record is from the annotation of a GenBank genome assembly.
AUGAAAAGCUUUUUUUUUCUAUGUUGCGUAGUUCCAGAGUGUGGACUCAAGUUCAUACAAACAGCUAAGAACCCUAUAGAAUAUAAUCAUGGACCUCGAUCUGUCGCUGCUGGUGAUUUCAAUAACGAUACUUGGAUAGAUAUGGUUGUUGCCAAUCAUAUUGUCAACACAAUUGCUAUUUAUUUUGGACAAAACGAUGGCACCUUUUCAACUCCAAUACAGUAUUCAACCGGCGUGAAAUCUAUUCCGUACAUGGUCGUUGUUGACGAUUUCAGCAAUGAUGAACUUUUGGAUAUCGCAGUGGCUAAUUUCGGUACUAAUAGCAUCAGCGUAUUUCUUGGACUUGGAAAUGGAUCUUUCGUGAAAUAUACAGAACUGUCAACCGGUUCAUCUCGUCCAAUAUCGAUCAGCGUAUCUGACUUGAAUAAUGACACAUUACUUGACAUUGUUACCGUCAAUUAUGGAACACACAGUAUAAGCAUCCUGUACGGAUACGGAAAGGGAAACUUUUCGAGUGCAACUUCAUAUUCGACAGGCUAUGAUUCGUUUCCAUCUUCAGUAGCUAGUGGAGAUUUCAAUAACGACAAGUAUUUAGAUCUCGCAAUUGCGAACUACGGUACCGACAAUAUUCUUAUACUGUUUGGAAAUAAGAAUGAAACUUUCUCAAAUCAAAUAACUAUUUCAACUAGUUUUGGUUCUCAUCCGAACUCAAUUGCGGUUGGCCAUUUCAAUAGAGAUGCAUAUAUCGAUAUUGCUGUGGCUAAUUAUGGAAAUAAUACAAUAGGUGUACUUUUAAACCAUGGCAGCGGAACUUUUGCACAGCAAGCCAAAUACUCAACCGGUUCAGCUUCUCCAUACGCGAUUGCUGCUAGCGACUUCAACCAAGACAGUCGAUUAGAUUUAUUCGUUACCAGUAAAGGUUAUAAUAAUACAGCUCUAUUUUCUGGUUAUGGAAACGGUACGUUUACUGAGCCAGCAACGUUUCCAACAGGAGCGUUUACAUCAAUAUCACUCGCCAUAGAGGAUUUCAAUGGAGAUAACCAUCUGGACAUCGCGAUUGUUAGCAAUGAUACAGGUACUAUAGAUAUCCUUCUUAGUGCUUUUGAGGGUUUUGAAAAUCAAUUGAUUUUCUCAACUUCAUCUCAUCCAUUAUCUGUAGUUGUCGGGGAUUUCAAUAAUGACGAUCUACUGGAUAUUGUUGUCACCAAUCCUGAUAGCAACGAUGUGAGUGUCCUUUUUGGAUAUGGCGAUGGAUCUUUUACUAAUGAAACCACGUAUUUGACUGGCUCUAAUCCACAGUUUGUGGCUGUUGGCGACUUUAACAAUGACACUCAACUAGAUAUCGUUGUCGCCAAUUAUGAUAGUGAUGAUGUGAGUGUUCUUCUUGCAUGUGGUAAUGGCUCUUUUGCCAAUGAAACCAGAUAUUCGGCUGGUACUUUACCGAUCUCUCUAGUUGUUGAUGAUUUCAACAACGAUAGCCAUUUGGAUAUCGUUGUCGUCAAUUAUGGUACCAAUGAUGCGAAUGUUUUUCUUGGAUAUGGUAAUGGUUCUUUCCAUGAUGAAACCAAGUUUUCGACUGGCUCUAAUCCACAGUUUGUAGCUGUUGGCGACUUUAACAACGACACUCGACUAGAUAUCGUUGUCGCCAAUUACAAUAGUGAUGAUGUUAGUGUCCUUAUUGGAUAUGGCAAUGGCUCUUUUGAGUACCAAAGAGGGUAUGCAACUGGAUCUCAUCCAACGUCUGUAGCUGUGAGUGAUUUCAACGACGACAGUCGACUAGAUUUGGUUGUUGUCAAUUCGAAGAGCAAUUAUGUGAGUGUUCUCCUUGGGUACGGUAAUGCCUCGUUUGCUGGUCCAGUAUGGUAUUUAACUGGCACUACUCCGCAGUCUGUAGGUGUGGGUGAUUUCAACAAUGACCGUCGACUGGAUAUCGUUAUCACCAAUUCUUUUAGCAAUGAUGUGAGUGUCCUUUUUGGAUAUGGUAAUGGGUCCUUUGCUGAUCAAGUGAGGUAUUUAACUGGGUCUUAUCCAUACUCUGUAGCUGUUGGUGAUUUCAAUAACAACACUCGACUGGAUAUUGUUGUCACCAAUUAUGAUAGCUAUAAUGUAAUUAUUCUACUACAAUAUUACGGAGGCUUCUUCAAGAACGGAAUGACAUACGCAUCUGGAGUUGGUUCUGAACUACGAUAUGUUGCUGUUACUGAUAUGAAUAAUGAUGACCGCCUUGAUAUCAUGGUUGCUAACUACGGUACUAAUAGUUUAGGCAUCCUUUUCGGACACGGAAAUGGUACUUUCCUGAAUCAAGUCAUUAUGAGCACAGGUUCACAGUCUCACCCGUCCUACUUAACCUUUGGCUAUUUCAAUGAUGACAGUCAGCUAGAUGCUGCUGUGGCGUAUAAUGGUACUAAUAAUGUAGAUAUUUGGCUACGAAACGGAAACGAACUGUUUGUGCAACAAACAAGUGACAUACUUCGUUUUGUUUCUGCUCCACUUGCUAUUGUCUCGGGUGAUCUAAAUAAUGAUGGACGGUUCGAAAUUGUCGUCACAUUCGAUGACAGUGAUAAUGUGAGUAUCAUGGCUACUUACAAGAAUAUCUCUUUUCUCGAUGAAAUCAGGUAUUCAAGUGGCUAUUCUCCAUCCUCUGUGACUGUUGGUGAUUUCAACAACGACACUAAGCUGGAUAUCGUUGUUGCGAAUUCUUUUAGCAACGAUGUGAGUGUUCUUUUGGGAUAUGGUAAUGGCUCUAUUGCCAGUCAAACUAGAUAUUCAACUGGAUCUUGGCCAUACUCUGUAGCUGUUGGCGAUUUCAAUAACGACACGCAACUGGAUAUCGUUGUUGCCAAUUUAGAUAGCAAUAAUACGAGUGUUCUUUUUGGAUAUGGUAAUGGCUCUUUUGCCAAUAGAACUAUGUAUUCAACUGGUGCUUCUCCAUUAUCUGUAGCCGUUAGUGAUUUCAACAACGACAGUCAACUGGAUAUUGUUGUUGCGAAUUCUUUUAGCAAUGAUGUGAGCGUCCUUCUUGGAUAUGGCGAUGGCUCGUUUGCCAAUGAAACUAGGUAUUCAGUCGGUGCUUCUCCUUACUGUGUGGUUGUUGGUGAUUUUAACAACGACACUCAUGUUGACCUCGCUGUUGCCAAUUCGUUUAGCAAUGAUACGAGUAUUCUUCUUAGAUAUGGUAAUGGCUCUUUUGCCAAUGAAACUCGGUAUUCAGCUGGCAAUUCUCCAUACUCUAUAUCUGUUGGUGAUUUCAAUAACGACAGUCGACGGGAUAUUGUUGUUGCUAACUCGAAAAGCGAUGAUGUGAGUGUCCGUCUUGGAUAUGGUAAUGGCUCUUUUGCCAAUGAAACUCGGUAUUCAGCUGGUGAUUCUCCAUACUCUGUUACUGUGGGUGAUUUUAACAACGACAAUCGUCUUGAUAUCGUUGUUGCCAAUUCGAAUAGCAAUGAUGUGAGUAUUCUUCUUGGAUAUGGUGAUAGCUCUUUCGCCAAUGAAAGCAGGUAUUCAGUUGGCCAAUAUCCACAGUCUGUAACGGUGGGUGAUUUCAGUAAUGACACACAACUGGAUAUUGUUGUCGCCAAUUAUGGUAGCAAUGAUGCAAGUGUUCUUCUUGGAAAUAUCAAUAUAGGUUUCGUAAAUCAAUCUACACUCACAUCUGGCAAUGGUUCGAGACCGCAGUCCAUCGUGAUUGCUGAUUUUAACAACGAUUCUCGAAUGGAUAUUGCUAUUGCUAAUUCAGCUUCUUGUAGCGUCGCUAUUUUUGUUGGACAUGGUAAUAUUUCCUUUGGUAAUCCAACGACCUAUUCAACUGGCUCUAGACCAAUUGCCAUAGCUACGGGUGAUUUUAAUGACGAUAUGCGACUUGAUAUCGUCGUUGCUAACUAUGGUUCUGAAAGUCUCAGUAUUUUUCUUGGAUAUGGUGACGGCUCUUUUGCGAAUCAGAAGUUCUACACAACUGGUGCUAAUUCUCAACCAUACUCUGUAGUUAUUUGUGACGUUAACAACGAUGCCAUGUUAGAUAUUGUUGCAUCUAAUCCAGGCAUUGAUGGUAUAGGUUUAUUCGUUGGAUAUGGCAAUGGAACCUUCUCAAAUAUGAUGCUAAUUCCAACGGGCGACGGAUCUGCUCCUUUCUAUGUUGCCGUCGGAGAUUUCAAUAAGGACAGAAAGCUGGAUUUUGCCGUGCUCAAUGAGGGUACUGACAGUUUAUCUAUUCUUUUACAGACUUGCUGA